AUGAAAAGGAGAAGAAUAAAAAGAUGUAUAUGUCAAUUCUUAAGCAAGUUACAAUUUUACCUAACCAUAUGGCUAAGAAUAAAAGAUGCAAUCAAAUACGUGUUUGGAGCCCUUAUGCUAAGGGAAAAUUUACAUUUUAGGACUUACAGGAAGAGAAAAAUUUGUCCCAAUAUGACUCUAGUACUAGAUCUCGAUGAGACACUCAUUUAUUGUACAAAAAAAAAAAAAUUCAAUCAUCAGAAGGAGGUAGAUGUGUUAAUCAACGGGAGGUAUUUCUCCUUAUAUGUUUGUAAGAGGCCAUAUAUAGACCUCUUUUUUUCCAUGUUAAAUCCUUUUUUCGAAAUUGUUAUUUUUACCACUUCCAUAAAAUCGUAUGCCGAUACUGUACUCAACAUAAUAGAUGUGGAUCACUACAUUGAUAAGAAAUUUUACAGGGAAGACUGUUUUGAAGUGAGUUCAAAAAUUUAUAUAAAAAAUUUACAAAGUAUAAAAAAGGAGGUUUCAAAAAUGGUUCUAAUUGAUGAUUCAAAUGUGUCUGGUUAUAAAUACCCUGAAAAUUAUUUCCCGAUUAAAAAAUGGCAAGGGGAUUUAAACGAUACAGAACUGCUAGAUAUAAUUCCUUUUUUUUUAAGCCUAAGGAAAGUCAGAGAUGUGAGAUCUGUGUGUUCCUUCAGACUAAAAUCACAGAAGGACAUUGAAAAAAUAUUUGAUACUGUUCCUUCCAAGCAUAUUAAGUAUAGGACUGAUCGGGGAUGUCACUUUUUAUAUUCGCCAUCUCUUGCCUUCCAAGCCAUUAACUAUUUGAAAAUAUUUAUGAGUCGGUUCAGGUAUGCCAGCUCUAAGAAGCAGUGGAAUGAAUUGGGCAAGAAAAUCAAUAGCAAGUUGAAGUCCUACCCCUUUUCCCUCUCCAAGCUUAAAGGCUCCAGUGACGACGAGCAUCGCAAGCGCCACCGCAAAAUGGUUCCGAAGAAGUUGCACCAAUAG
Molecule: messenger RNA, 984 nt
Organism: Plasmodium fragile
Lineage: Eukaryota; Apicomplexa; Aconoidasida; Haemosporida; Plasmodiidae
Exons: 1
Coding region: 1-984 (327 amino acids)
Molecular function (GO): phosphoprotein phosphatase activity
Source: RefSeq, a predicted model, not a curated record